Molecule: messenger RNA, 2822 nt
Organism: Haliotis rufescens (red abalone)
Lineage: Eukaryota; Metazoa; Mollusca; Gastropoda; Lepetellida; Haliotidae
Product: protein-cysteine N-palmitoyltransferase HHAT-like
Exons: 11
Coding region: 293-1906 (537 amino acids)
Biological process (GO): protein palmitoylation
Cellular component (GO): endoplasmic reticulum
Molecular function (GO): palmitoyltransferase activity
Source: RefSeq, a predicted model, not a curated record
CAAUCCCCGCGAAAUUUGGCACGUCCCUGCGAUCUGGCUGCAAUGGCAUUGGUCGACGAGCCUACCCCUGGUGCCACGCACACAUGUGGUAUGUAAUCGGAUAUACAUGCGUGGCACAACUACUUACGCUGUCAUAAGUGACAUACGAUAUGUUGUUCCGUUUCGGGCAAGAGCUUUGUUGAACGAGUGCAACUAACGUGUGGCCACACACACACUGCCACACCCACCCGUCCCAUACUGUCGACCCACGAAGUGCAAGCCCUUGGCUUUUUCAGACGAAAAGAUAUUCACGAUGGUGUUGAAGACUUCCGCGUCAGGCUUCUUCCCUCACACAUGUCCAGCCUCCGGCGGCGGUGGCAUCCAAAGACUACAUGGACGACUUCCUCUACCAGAAUCCAUCUUCUACUGGAUCACAGGAAUAGGCAGCAUAUUGUAUGUCACAUACAAGUUGUUUGAAGCAUCUCAAAGCUAUCUGUGGUCAUUGACCGAAGAUGACUUCAUUGAUGGCUGGUCAUUUCUGGGCCAGAAGAAGGACAUUUCAAAUUACGAAUGGAAUUUUUGGUCAGGUUAUUUCUGGAACCUCCUACCUUGGGGUGUCGGCCAUAUCAUCAUUGCUCGGAUUGUAGAGAAACGAUUUCUUCAUCUUCGAAAGCCAGUGUUUCUGACAUACUCCCUCGUGAGCGUGUCGUAUCUCCUGGGAUACCGGACGGUGCUGUUCUUCAUCUCACAUGGCUGUAUCUGCUACGUGGCCUCCUCGGUCGGCAGCUUCCCCCUGGUGUGGGUCGUCACUAUCUUGCUGCUGUCUACUCUCAACUAUCAAGCAUUUGCACCAAUCAUGCAACAACUUUGUGGUAUCCCGAACACCCCGGAAGGAUACUAUCUGUUCAUAUUUGUGUUAGCUCUGGUCAUUCUGCGCUAUGCAAGCUUCAGUCUGGAGAGAAGCAGGUACAUUGCUGCAAAGGGGAAUAACUCUACUUCCAAGGAGAAGACAACUGACUGCGGCCAUUUCUCCAUGUGGGAUCUACUGCUGUACAUGUUCUAUUUCCCACUCUUCUUCACAGGACCACUCAUCACUUAUGACAAGUUUAAACUGCAGAUCAAUUCUCCACCAGCUGUGUGGACAAGAGACCGCGUUACGACUUCCAUGAAGGGAUUUGUGCGAGUGUUUUUCUGGGCCUUCUAUCUGGAGUUAGCCCAUCACUAUCUCUACUACAACGGCCUGCUGCACAACAUCACCGCCGUGAAGGAGAUGUCGCUGUGGGCCCUCACCGGCAUUGGCUACACAAUGGGGCAGUACUUCAUGGUGAAAUAUCUGGUGCUCUAUGACCUCCCAGGUCAAGUGGCCAGACUAGACAACCUUGACCCACCACUAGGACCAAAGUGCAUCUCGUAUAUCUACCGAUAUUCUGAUAUGUGGAAAUUUUUUGACAGAGGUCUGUACACAUUCCUCAGAAACUACAUCUACAUCCCCCUGGGUGGGUCCCAAGCCGGGAUGCUGAUGCAGCUCCUGGCGUCCCUGAUGUGCUUCCUCUUCAUCUAUGUGUGGCACGGAGAGGAGUACUCCCUGCUGCUGUGGUCCAUAUUUAACUACAUCGGAUGCUCCCUGGAGCUGCUUGUCGGACAACUGGAAUACACAACAUUUGUCUCAAAUAUCAAGGCCAGCUUCCUGUCGCCAGCGAUGGUUCGACGCCUCCGAUGUAUCAUAGUCGUCCCACUCUUCCUCAUGUCCUGCCUUUCUGUCUUCUACUUCUUCAGCGGGAUGGCGUUCGGCACCGUCUUCCUGCAGAGGCUUAUAAUCCAAGCUACCCUCAAGAGCGGCACAGCGUUAUACUUUCUCAUCUAUGUCAACCUACAGAAUGCCAUGGAGGUCGAGCGAUGGCUGGCCCUCAAGCACAAGAAGGAAUAGUUUCCUCUGCACCAACAAACUUGAAAUGUUCCAUGUUUGUUGUACAUUAGUACCUGCAUUCUGCAUCUCUCUCGAACCUCAACCUGUGAUUGUGUGCCAACAUGUCCGGAACCCUUGGCCUAUGAGUCACUGUAAGUAAGCCUGUGAGUAGGUUGGUGUUCAAUAUAGCAAGUGUUGUAGACACAACGUGGUAAACUCAUGCGUGCACUGUGGUGAACUGUUGGUGCCUGCACAUCCAUGCGCAGGUUACAUCAAGAAAAAACAUGCAUAUCUAAACACAAACAAUAAUAUUCUGCAUUUAAGAAAUAAAUGACUCAUGGUCGUUGUUUAUCGUACUAUAAAACACUACAGGGAGAAUUAACCAUGAGAGCCUAGGUCCAGGUGGUUUAUUCUCCCUGCAGUGUUUUAUUGUAAGAUAAGCAACGACCUUGAGUCAUUUAAUUUUAUACGAGAUUUCAACAUUAUGUACAGCCAUUUUAAGGAUGUUAGUAAAAAGUACACCUUUUAAAAUAUGUUCCUAUAUUUGAAUAAUGAUGACUCCCUGAAUAGAAUCCGACCACGGCAAUGUUGGACAAGUCCAUUUUAUUAACAGGGGAGUUAAGUUUGUAUUUCUGGCAUAUUUCCAUAUUUUCACGUCGAUUAUCUGUACCUUUUCUCCAUCAUAUCCCCUCACUUUUGGAAGUGAUCGUUCAGCCACUGCGUUUAUCUGUGUUGCCCAGCUACAUCUAUGGGGAACAAGUCACGAGACACUUCCCUCUAAAAAAUAUUGUUGUCCAAUAUACAGACAUCAUCAAGUUGUGAGCACAUGUUCGAAUAUCCAGAAAUGACGUCAUAAUAGAACAAUGUCUUAUCGUGAAAUAAACCACGCUUUGUUCUUCAUUGUUCCUUGCGAUUUAUCGCAUAGCUGUCUUAUAUU